UAAUGGGAUGCUGUCAAAGCCAAGGGAGUAUUAAAAUUAGGUCUAAAAUUGCUGAAGAAAGGACCGAAGAAGAACUUCAAGUUCCCAAAGAGGUUCCAAAGCCAAAACCUGAGUCUGAGAAAGCAACUAGCAAGAGCGGGGAAGUCUCUCAGAAGAUAGAGAUAGCUAAAGUCAAGUUUGAGAAGUCUUUCAAAACUCUUGAAAAUAAUGAUUAAAAUAGCGAAGAUGCCUUUUCGAACCUCAAUGAAAGCUCUGAGAGUAAAAAUAAACGAUGCUUUUCCAUUAAAAGCAAUCAUAAGAACGAUAGCAAGUGUGAAACUGAGUGAAUGAAGUUCCUCAUGAACGAGUUAAAUUUUGAGAAAGAUGAAGAAGAAGAAAAUGGAAACAGGUUAUUUGUUGACACUCCUCCUGCUGUGUCUCACAAUAAACCCUCCUUUUCCCUUCCAAUCAAAGGACUUUUUUCAAAAGAAAAUCCGGUGAUGCCAAUCAAAAACUCUACACCACGAGAAGAGGUGGUUAAUAAGCCAGUUGAGGCUAGACUAAUUUCUUUUGAACCCUUACCCCAAAUAAAUAUGAUUAAUGUCGAUAAGUUCUACACACAAGAGCUUGAUAAGAUCAUUGAAAUAGACCAAGAAUAACAUCAUAAGCAUACAAAUAAUUAUUAUAAAACUUGACUUGA
This is a messenger RNA of Moneuplotes crassus, 679 nucleotides long. NCBI's taxonomy places the organism in Eukaryota, Ciliophora, Spirotrichea, Euplotida, Euplotidae. The record is from the annotation of a GenBank genome assembly.